Diprion similis is the source of this 5352-nucleotide messenger RNA. It is a transcript of the gene sno, whose product is annotated as protein strawberry notch-like. The record is from RefSeq and is a predicted model, not a curated record. Gene Ontology annotation, molecular function: chromatin DNA binding; histone binding. The transcript has 14 exons. The coding region runs from base 177 to 4322 and encodes 1381 amino acids. NCBI's taxonomy places the organism in Eukaryota, Metazoa, Arthropoda, Insecta, Hymenoptera, Diprionidae. Gene Ontology annotation, cellular component: nucleus. Gene Ontology annotation, biological process: regulation of DNA-templated transcription.
UUUAUCUUGAUCCGACGUGUGGAUUACGCUAAAUAGCGAGAAGUAUAAAGCGAAAUUUUUAUAUUUUGAUAGACCGCGGUCAAAGAAGCCGCGCGAGGCUGCUCGGAUGCGUUUUUAUCUCGGUGUGGAUGAUUCAAGUAUAAAUAUCCCGCAUGUAAUAAACAUCCACUGUUAUAAUGUCGACAAAGAGGUACAAAGCUGAAGAAGUCAGCGAAGACAGCAGCGCAGGUAGUGGCAGUGAUUUUGAUGACGAUGAGGAUCCAGAUAAAAUAGAAGUACCAGGUGGUGGGAAAGAUCUGGCAACAGCUGCAGGCAUUGGCGGGAUUAAAGAGGAGAAACCAUUGGUUCCAGCUCCUUUGCUCAAGGGACAUGGCGGAGUUAGCACAUUCGUGGAACCUUCACCGUUACUCAACCAAAAAUUUGCAAAUAAACUUCCGGGUGGUCUAGUGACAAAAACCAACGCUGCUCCGGGCUACGAGAUGCUUCGUGUCGGCGGGUCUCAGGGGACACCAGGCUUCCUGGGUGUCGGUGGAAUGGGGCCGGUUGGACAAAUGGCUGCUAAUAAUCCCUAUGCAUUUCCACCGAGCCUUGCUAGUUUAGCAGGUUACAAUCCCGCUGCCCUUUUUCAACAUAGUAAGUCACCCUCUGCAAUGGAAAUGAGCAACAUGAUGGGAAUGGGUAGUCUAAUGGGCCUUGGAUCUAUGGCUGGUCUAAACCCAUUCAUGCUGCAACAAUUCCUAAGCCAAAACGGAAUGCAUCCAAAUUGGUCCGGAGGAUUGUCAGGUAAAGCCGUGUCUCAAUUGUGGAUGAAUUCCGGUGAUCCGGGAAAAAUGAACAUGCAGCCGACAUUGCCAGAAGAAGAAGAAGUGGAUGACGAAGAUAUGGGUGUUGCAGAAACCUACGCAGACUAUAUGCCCACAAAAUUAAAACUAGGCCGAAAGCAUCCUGAUCCUGUUGUGGAAACCGCUUCAUUAUCUAGCGUGGAGCCGACAGAUGUGUGGUACAAAGUUGUCAUCCCUGAAGAGAUUAUUCGGUCCGGAGCCUUGUCCGCGUUGCAACUAGAAUCAAUAACAUAUGCAUCGCAGCAACACGAGCAUUUAUUACCAGAUGGUACAAGAGCUGGUUUUCUCAUAGGAGAUGGAGCUGGAGUAGGAAAAGGUCGAACAAUAGCUGGAAUAAUAUUUGAAAACUAUUUAAGAGGUAGAAAACGGGCGAUCUGGGUAUCUGUUUCUAAUGAUUUGAAAUACGAUGCUGAACGAGACUUGAAAGACAUAGGUGCAGGAAAAAUUGAAGUGCAUCCAUUGAAUAAAUUUAAAUAUGCGAAGAUAUCGUCAGCCGUAAAUUCAAACGUUAAGAAAGGUGUUAUAUUCAGUACUUAUUCAGCCCUCAUCGGCGAAUCUUCUCAAAGUGGGGGUAAAUACAAAAGCCGACUGAAGCAGCUAUUACAGUGGUGCGGCGAAGACUUUGAUGGGUUAAUUGUGUUCGACGAGUGUCACAGAGCGAAAAAUCUCUGCCCUACUGGUAGUUCAAAACCAACAAAAACUGGCCUGACGGUCCUAGAACUUCAAAACAAAUUGCCUAAGGCACGAGUUGUAUAUGCUUCCGCAACGGGGGCAUCCGAACCAAGGAAUAUGGCUUACAUGGUGAGAUGUGGUAUGUGGGGAGAAGGGACACCUUUUCCGGAGUUCACUGACUUCAUCGCUGCUGUAGAAAAAAGAGGUGUUGGCGCUAUGGAAAUUGUAGCUAUGGACAUGAAGUUGCGAGGAAUGUAUAUAGCCAGACAGCUCAGCUUUCACGGUGUGGCAUUCAAAAUUGAAGAAGUUCCUUUAUCCAAAGAAUUUACAAAAGUGUAUGACACAUCUGUGAAACUGUGGGUUGAAGCUAUGCAGAAAUUCCAAGAAGCUGCUGAACUUAUUGAUGCCGAAAACAGGAUGAAAAAAACAAUGUGGGGGCAAUUCUGGUCUUCGCAUCAAAGAUUUUUCAAGUAUCUUUGUAUAGCUGCUAAAGUUAAACAUGCGGUAGCAGUUGCUCGUGAAGCAGUGAAAUGUGGCAAAUGUGUCGUGAUAGGUCUACAAUCUACUGGAGAAGCCCGUACUUUAGAACAACUAGAGAGAGAUGAUGGUGAACUCAGUGACUUUGUUUCAACAGCAAAGGGGGUUCUUCAAACUUUGGUAGAAAAACACUUCCCAGCACCUGAUCGAAAUCGAAUACAUCGAUUACUUGGACUUGAGCCGCCAAAAUCCAGCAAAUCUCAUAAUGGAGACUUGGAUGAAGCAGGAGGUUCAACAGGGAAACGUAAACCAGUGCGACAAGCUGCACAGAGAGCAUCGAAGAAGGUCAAGACAUGGUCUACCGACGAUGAUGUGUCUGAGGAUGACAGAAAUGGCGGUGGCCGGAGUUCUGGAUCAGAGUUCAAACUCUCCGGAACUGAAAGUGAAGAAGACAAUCGUAGUGACGACGAAAGUAACGCUAGUUCUGACUUUAAUCCUUUCUACAGUGACAGUGAUUCUGAUGCAGAUCCAUGGGACAGGAGGAAAAAAAAGGGGAAGAAACAUAAAAAAUCACCGAAAAAACGUCUAAGUACGCAAGAUAAAAUUCAGUCGAUGCUUGCAAGUAAAACAUCACAUAACAAAAACAAACGGAACGGUGACAGUGGUAUGGGAAUGCCUGGAAUGGGCUUGCCAAUGUCGCAAGCUCCACCGCGUGAUGCUAUCGAGCGUGCCUGUUGCAUUAAAGAAGAAUUACUGGCCCAGAUCGAAUCUCUUGGUGACAAAUUACCUCCAAAUACACUAGAUCAACUUAUCGACGAAUUAGGCGGUCCUGAAAACGUUGCUGAAAUGACGGGUAGAAAAGGUCGAGUUGUUCAGACUGAGGAUGGUGCGAUUCAAUAUGAAUCUCGAUCGGAAGUAGAUGUUCCAUUAGAAACUUUGAAUUUAACAGAAAAACAAAGGUUUAUGGAUGGCGAAAAAACGGUAGCAAUCAUUUCCGAGGCCGCGAGCAGUGGUAUUUCCUUGCAAAGCGAUAGGCGGGCUAGAAAUCAAAUGCGAAGAGUACACAUUACUCUAGAACUGCCAUGGAGUGCCGACAGAGCUAUCCAACAAUUUGGAAGAACUCAUAGAUCCAAUCAAGUCAAUGCGCCAGAGUACAUUUUUCUGAUAUCCGACUUGGCUGGCGAACGAAGAUUUGCUUCAAUCGUAGCAAAACGUUUAGAAAGCUUGGGGGCUUUAACACACGGUGAUCGAAGAGCUACAGAAACAAGAGAUUUGUCACAGUUUAAUAUUGAUAACAAAUAUGGUAGGGCUGCAUUAGAAGCCACUAUGAAAACAAUAAUGGGUUAUGAAAGCCCGCUGGUUCCACCACCGCAAGAUUACAAAGGAGAAUUCUUCAAAGACGUCGCAGAUGCCCUGGUUGGGGUUGGACUAAUUUGUAAUAGUGAAAGCAUGCCAGGUGUCUUGACCUUAGACAAAGAUUACAACAAUAUGUCCAAAUUCCUCAACAGAAUUUUAGGCAUGCCCGUCGAUUUACAAAAUAGACUUUUUAAGUACUUCACCGACACGUUGAAUGCGAUAGUGACUCAGGCAAAGAAAACUGGCCGUUUUGAUAUGGGGAUUCUCGAUUUGGGUACAUCUGGUGAAAACGUUAAGAGAGUAAAAUUGUACCGAUUUUUACGAAAACACGCAACCGGCAUUGCGCCAACGGAGCUACACAUCGUUCACGUCGAGAGAGGGAUGAGCUGGGCAGAAGCUAUGGAUCGGUGGGAAUCACUAACAGGAUCCAAAGAAGGCUUUUACCUAAGUCAUCAGGUCAGAAACGGAAAGCAGACAGCUAUAUUGGCUGUGGCAGUCGAAAGUGGCAAGAAAAAAGGAGAAAAUAGAAAGGACCACCUUUACACAGUCUAUAGGCCUAAUACGGGUCUGCAGUUGCGACAAGAGACAUUGGGCGAAUUAGAGAAAAAGUACAAAAAGGUGGAAACUGAAGAAGCCGAACCACAUUGGACUCAGCAGUACGACGCGUCAGUAGACACGUGUUCUCAUGCGUACUGGCGAGGAAAUUGCAAAAAUACCACAUUGGGACUGGAUUGUGAAGUUGGAUUGCGUAGGCGAUCUUACAAUGUACUUGCAGGAUCGGUGCUGAGCGUGUGGAGUCGAGUUGAAAAUGUACUAGCUACAAGAUCUGGCCACAAUUCAAAGAUGCAGGUUGUGCGUUUGAGAACUGAUGAGAGCUUAAAAAUAGUGGGCACGUUAAUCCCAAAAUCUUGUAUGGAAGCAUUGCGUGAAGCUCUCUCAUCAGAUGCCGAAAAAACUGAGGAGCAAACAUUCUGAGCAGACGACCAUGUGAUUGGUAUGGAAGGACCAAAAAUAUGCACGCGUGUCAUGAGUGUUACUCUCCAUGCACUGGAUGCUGGAUUGAUGUCAUAACAAAUAAAUACGUCAUAUUUGCUAUUCCAUCAAGGUUAUGGAAAAAGAACUAUGUGUAGAUUCCUCACAGAAUCUAGCGGAAUGUGAAUUACAGAAUGGUAAUUUGCUCCGUAGUUGUUUCCACCACGAAUAGGAGGACGUAACUCUUUAGAUUCGAAAAUAAAUCUAAUAUCGCUGUGUGUGGAUACGUUUAGUGUAAUAGACGAUGUGGACGAUGGAUAUUUGUGACACUUUUUUUUUUCUUUUUCUUCUAGUUUCACACGUUCAGGAUUAGUCAGAAUCGAAUAAUCGGAAGAUAAUCCUUAUUUAUUACUAAGUUUUUACCAUGAUAAAAUAAAUUAAUUAUCAGAAUUAUUACUAUUAAUAUUAUUAUUACCAUCAUUUAAAGAUGAAAACGACUAAAUUUUAAGAAAUAUCGUAGGGUUAAAAGUGAAAUCGAGAAAAUGUAAACUUUUGCUAAACUUGAAAGGGAAGUUAGCUACCAAAAUUGUUUUUCUAUAUAGUUAACAUUAUUCGUCUUUUGUAUGUGUUGUUAGGGAAAACAAUUUUGGAAUCUUUUGUUCUGCUGUACCAUAACAAGCCACAAGAAUUUGGUGAUUUGCAACGAUGUCCAAAUAAUGGGUUCAUAAAAAUGUACCUAAUAAUUAGAUAACAAAGUUACUUAUUCACCAACAACUGAUAGCUUGUUUUUUCUUGCGCCUUGCUGUAGGCAAUAAUUUUGUGAAAGCAAGUCUACGGCGUUCUAUUUUACCUUGUUCCAGUAUAAAUUACGAAUGCAAUUCAAAUUUUACUCUCGCAGUUUUUAUUCUCUAGCAAAAGUGUACAAUGCGAUACAUCUUGUCUAAUAGUGUGACUGAAAAUGUGUUAAAUAUUGAAACAUAAGAGAAUAUGACUUUCAGUUUACUAGAUUCUUGUAGAUGCUGUAAUUAGGACA